Chilo suppressalis (striped riceborer) is the source of this 813-nucleotide messenger RNA. Lineage: Eukaryota; Metazoa; Arthropoda; Insecta; Lepidoptera; Crambidae. The record is from the annotation of a GenBank genome assembly.
AUGGGUUCUCCUAAUUCUAACACUUUACCUAUUAUCUUGGUUAGUGCUAAAGACCAAGAUUCAGCGAAUACAGUAAUAGCGGAAGUUAUUAGUACACCAGAUGUACCUGUCAGUAAGAAGUCUGAAAGUAAUCAUAACCAUAUAUGGAGGCUUGUCAACAAAUAUUACUCGGCUGAUGUGCAACUUCUUGCGUUAGCAGAUGGGGAGGCAUUGAAGUCACAACAAGAAGAUCUUAUUGAAGGCCACAUUGUUUUCCUUACAGAAGCUGAGGCAUCAAGUGAUUCUGUCAUUGAAGUGAUGAAGCAGCGCAUGCAUAAUGGCAAAGCUGCUAAUGUACGAGUAGUCGUGACAGAGAAUGAGUUUGAAGAUAGUGCAUUGGUUGCCAUUGCUGCCACAUGCCACUAUGAAUUGAUUCCUUUACAUGCCACUGCUGAUCCUGAUGCUGGCGAAGCCGCUGGACCUGAGCGCAUAAAAGCAGCUUUCCAUGCACAUGUAUGGCCUGGCAUGCAACCCUUUAAUUGCCUACCUCUGACAUUAGGAGAUAACGAUGACAGCGACUCAGAUUCAUGGUCGUCAUGGCAGGGAGCUGAUGAAGUUUUAGACGAUAACGAGAGCAAUGAACGCUGGGUAGAAAGAGCAGAAGCGUUUGCGGCCGCGUUAGGCUCGCUACCGCAGGCGGCGGCCGCGGUGCGGGCGGAACGCGGGGACCGAGCGGUGCGUUUAGCGCGCGCAGAACUAGUCCUGGCAGCAUUCUGCGAUGCGUUAGGCGAGCCGUUGCAUCUGCCACAAGACCGAAUAGAUCGGGAAUUGUAA